Haliotis rufescens (red abalone) is the source of this 2916-nucleotide messenger RNA. RefSeq names its product 3-[(3aS,4S,7aS)-7a-methyl-1,5-dioxo-octahydro-1H-inden-4-yl]propanoyl:CoA ligase-like. The coding region runs from base 19 to 1731 and encodes 570 amino acids. The transcript has 2 exons. Lineage: Eukaryota; Metazoa; Mollusca; Gastropoda; Lepetellida; Haliotidae. The record is from RefSeq and is a predicted model, not a curated record.
GCCUCAAUAACACAUAAAAUGCUUGUAUGUAAGGUUUACACGAUCAGUAUUGCAAACUGGGGGACGACUGAAGAUAAUAAGAUGGCAGAAAGCAAACAUAUUUGCAUUGGCCAAACCUUUUGUGAUAGAAUCUGCUUCUGGGGAGAGACGGAACCUGACACGCCUGCUUUUAUUUUCCGGAGCAAAAAUGGCAGAUAUGUCUUGUCACGGGGAGAUGUCCUGGACCUAUCCAGUAGAUUUGCUUUCAGAUUGACUGAACUUGGUGUUCAACCUGGUGAUGUGGUGUGCAUUGCUCUUCCGAACUGCCCGGAGAGAAUCAUUGUAGACUUCGGUGUACAUUUAGCUGGAGCCGUGACUAUGAACGGCCAAAUUCUACGUUCGGAUGGACAAGAUAUUAUUGAAUCAAUGUGUAAAUCAAAAUGCAAAAUUCUUGUCGCUGAUCCAGAUCAAGAAAACGGUGCAUGGAGCAUAUGUAAGCAGAGGUUCCAGGUGGUAUCUGACAGCAAACACGCUUCUGUUAUCAAGAGCAAAGAUGUACCUAGUCUGGUGCAUUUGGCAAAUUGUAGAACCAGAAAACCAGAGUCAGAAUUCCUAACAUCUCUGCCAAGCAAUACAUACAUCAGCAGGAGUAGAAAAUCCUCAGAUAUCGCCUCUAUCUUUGCCACAUCAGGCAGCACCGGAUACAGUAAACUGGUUCAACAUACACAUAAGGCCCUUCUUCUCAUAGCUCACAGGUCAAGAGCGAUCACUGGAAUAAGUGGCAAAGAAGAUGUUUCUUUUACUACUGCUCCUCUGGGGUGGAUUGGCGGUUUUCCAGCAUAUUUCCUGUACUCUGGCUCUCCGACUGUCAUGAUUGAUGAUGCGGUUGGAGGAGAAGCUGACAUGCUCAGGUUUGUCUGGAACAUAAUAUGUGAUGAAAAUGUAUCCUUUGGAGGCUUCGCAUCAUUCCAGCUAAUAGGCAUUCUCAGACGAAGAGAUCUUUGGGAAUCUGCAGGAAAGAAACUAAAGAAGGUUUUGACUGGUGGGCAACCUUUGAAGAAAGACUGUCUUGAAGCAAUAGGCCAUCUUACAGAUUCCAUAUUGAAUUUCUAUGCCUCUACCGAAAUUGGCGCAAUGGGUGUUGUUUAUCUUAAUGAAAGUAGUAAACACGACUUCAAGGAAAAUAUGACAGGGUACCCCGUGCAGGGAGUGGAGAUUCGAGUAGUUGAUUCAGAGCUGAAUGAAGUGGAUGGCGAAACACGGGGGGAAAUCAUCGUACGUUCGGAGACUCUAACUAACGGUUACAUUGGAGACACAGGGAAUAUGGCCUCCUUUCUGACAGAUGGUUGGUUUCGUAUGGAUGAUGUUGGUUACGUUGACGCGAAAGGUCUUUUGAGUGUGGAGGGGAGAAGUUCAGAUGCUAUCAUGCACGGUGCCUACAUCCUCUACCCGACCUGGCUGGAAGAGAAACUGGACAAAUGCCCUGGAGUUGAACAGCUCUUCAUUGUUCCAGUGCCAGACAAAGUUCUUCACCAAGAAAUAUGUGCAUGCGUCAAGCGAAAUGACGGAUCUCAGUCAAGUGAAGAAGACAUUCUCAACUUUGCUAAAGCUGCAAUUAUGGUGAAUAUUCCUUCUACCAUGAACGUAGUUCCAAAAUAUGUUGUGUUCUUUGAAACAUUCCCUGUCACAAAAACUCUUAAACUGAACCGAAAGGAACUGGCAAAACUCGCCCGAGAGAGGCUUCAAUUAUAGUUGAAGCAGGCUUGAAAUGAUUUUGUCAUACAGUAAACUACGGUUAUAACGAACUCAAAGGGACUAUUAAUUUUAGUUCGUUAUAACCGUAAUUCGUUAUAAGCAUUUAUACAGUAUAGCUACAGCAAAUAGUCGGGACUGAAAAGUUAGUUCAUUAUAUCCGUUAGUUCGUUAUAACCGUAGUUCACUGUAUAUGAAUGAAUGUGUUUUAUUCACUUCUAAAUGUACUUGUACAGUAAAGUACGGUUAUAACGAACUCAAAGGGACUACUAAUUUUAGUUCGUUUUAACCGUAGUUCGUUAUAAGCAUAUAUACAGCAUAACUACAGCAAAUAGUCGGGACCAAAAAAGUAGUUCGCUUAUAUCCGUCAGUUUGUUAUAAGCGUGUUCGUUAUAACCGUAGUUCACUGUAUAUGAAUGAAUGUGUUUUAUUCACUUCUAAAUGUACUUGUACAGUAAAGUACGGUUAUAACGAACUCAAAGGGACUACUAAUUUUAGUUCGUUUUAACCGUAGUUCGUUAUAAGCAUAUAUACAGCAUAACUACAGCAAAUAGUCGGGACCAAAAAAGUAGUUCGUUAUAUCCGUCAGUUCGUUAUAAGCGUGUUCGUUAUAACCGUAGUUUACUGUACUACAUAUCUUUGUCGUUGAAUGCGAUGUCAGGACACACCUACGCCUUGAGGAACACAAGGAACAUCGGCUUUUGUGCCUCGAAUUAUCCUACACUAUGUGUAAUAGCAGUUAUUGAACAGCUUCACAUUCCAGUGAUUUACAGAACUUGUCAGCAAUUACAGCCAUAAGACCACCCGGGUGUGUCUCGCACGCAUGCCGUUGUUAAUGUUUUUAUUUGACUUCUUUACCCUAAAUUUAUUAAUUAUCCCAUUAACGUGCUAGUUGAACUAUAUUGCUGAUAUAUAGAACAAGAUUAUAUUACAGUUUGAGUAAUUGUAUUAAUUUCAUACUCAGAUUUCCAGAUUUUCUACGAAUACAGACCUCGCCUCAUGCACUGUGCACCAUAUUAUUCAAGUAGACUGUUGCUAAUACGUUGUUCUCAGUGCGACAGCAAGGUCGCCGACUGUCAAUGUAUGUUCAAUGUACUUAUGAUUAUACCAGACAAAUAUAAGAUUACAUUUGGCUCUAUUCAGUGCUUUAUCGCGUCAUAAAUAGUAAAUAAAUAGUAGCCCCGG